Molecule: messenger RNA, 2496 nt
Organism: Melanotaenia boesemani (Boeseman's rainbowfish)
Lineage: Eukaryota; Metazoa; Chordata; Actinopteri; Atheriniformes; Melanotaeniidae
Gene: fbln5
Product: fibulin 5
Exons: 10
Coding region: 553-1962 (469 amino acids)
Molecular function (GO): calcium ion binding
Source: RefSeq, a predicted model, not a curated record
GAAACAGUCUUCCUGCGCCCCCCAAAACCGCCAAAGUGGCCGCUUGUCGGAGCGAGUGCGCCGCUGCCUCUGUGCGCUCUGACUGGAGGGGGCUGGAUCUCCUGAUUGAAUCCAGCUGUUGUAAAAGUGCUCGGAGGGGGCCCGUCAAUUUGCAUGGCUAAAUAACCCGCAUAGCACGACGGAUCUGGGCAGAAACGGAAAGGCCCUUUUUGAAAGGCACUCCUGCAACACUUUGGUCAAUGUACCGAAGCUUCAGCUCGAUCACACUGCGGUUAAUGAAAACCUGGUGUCGACUUUCGCGUAAAGGCGCAUAGUAGAGGUGGGGGGUUUUGGUGAGUGCCCCGCUGGGAUUCAAAUUCACGGGUCGUCUAAAUCUUUCCUUUGAAAAGGAGCUCACUAGAAACCAUUAACCAUGCUUUUUGAAAUACGUGGCCUCAGGUUUUACUCCUCUUCAAGGUCAGUACAUUUCUUUUCUUAAUCCGGAUUUUGCGUAACGGACUCCUUUUCAUUAGGCUUUGCUUUAGAUUCGUGUUUGAAUGAAUAUGUAACAGGAUGCUUAUAUCGAGCUCCCGUUACUUCAACCAGCUGUUCCUGAAAUUCCCUCUUUGCAGGAUGUUGGCUGCUCUGGUAUUUAUUCUGCUUUGUAUCCAGUCUGGGCACGGACAGACCUGCACAAACGGUUUUGCAUAUGACAGGGGGUUAAGACAGUGUGCAGAUGUGAAUGAAUGCGUUAUCCUGCAAUAUCCGUGCCAAGGAGAGAUGGAGUGCGUCAACCAGAUUGGAGGUUAUAGAUGCAUCCCGACUGAUUUGUACGAUCGGCCAUACAGACCGAGCGGCCCGAUCCUGCCUGAGCCAAGUUACCCGGACACCUCUGCUGGAGUUGCAGACACCUUUCUCCCUGCUGCUCAGAGACCCGUGGAGCCAAGCUAUCCCAGAGUGAGGCCCCCUACUCUGUGCACCCUGGGAUAUGCUCCUGCAGCGGAUGGCACCUGUAACGACAUCGAUGAAUGUGAGACAAACUCUCAUCACUGUAACCCCACCCAGGUCUGCAUCAACACAGCAGGUGGCUACACCUGCUCCUGCACAGAAGGUUACUGGCUCCUUGGUGGACAGUGUCAGGAUAUCGAUGAGUGUCGUUACGGUUACUGCCAACAGCUUUGUGCAAAUAUCCCCGGCUCAUACUCCUGCUCCUGUAACUCCGGCUUCAUCCUGAAUCCAGAUGCCCGGACCUGCCAAGAUGUGGAUGAGUGUGAAGAUGAACCGUGCAGUCAUGGCUGCUUCAACACCUACGGCUCUUUUAUGUGUAACUGUGACGAGGGAUUCGAGCUGGCGUCAGAUGGAACGAGUUGUAUUGACUUAGAUGAGUGCAGUUUCUCUGAGUUUCUGUGCCAGUACAGAUGUAUAAACAUCCCCGGCUCCUUUUCCUGCAUCUGUCCACCUGGAUAUUAUGUAUAUGAGGACGGCAGGAGUUGUGAAGAUAUCAAUGAAUGUGACACUGGUAACAACACCUGUACAACAGAACAAGUAUGUUUCAAUUUCCAGGGAGGCUAUACAUGCCUGAAUUCUUUACUGUGUCAGCCUCCUUACAUCGCAGUUAGUGACAACCAGUGUAUGUGUUCAGCUGAGAACCCUGCCUGCAGGGACAGGCCCUUCACCAUUCUGUACCGACACAUGGACUUGUCAUCGGGGCGCAGUGUGCCUGCAGAUAUCUUCCAGAUGCAGGCCACUACGCGUUACCCCGGUGCCUUCUACAUCUUCCAGAUAAAGUCGGGCAAUGAUGGCCGAGAGUUUUACAUGAGGCAAACCAGCAAUGUGAGCGCCACGCUUGUCUUGUCACGGCCAAUCAAAGGGCCAAAGGAGGUGGUGCUUGACUUGGAGAUGGUCACGGUCAACAAUGUCAUCAACUUCCGAGGCAGCUCCAUCAUACGGCUGACGAUAUUUGUAUCAGAGCACCCGUUCUAAAACGUGAACCUCAUCCCCCCCAGAUUUAAAGCAUGAUGCAGCUGUGCUCACCUGCACCUGAUGUAGUUUUAGUUGAGACAGCUCAAUACUUUUUUUCCCCAGUCAUUAUGUCAUCAUAAGUAAAGACACAUCCGAUAAAGACUCUGCCAAGAUCAGAUGAUGGGAAAUUUCUGUGUUUGAAUCCCCACCCUGACUUCCUGGACGCUGAGCUUUUAUGGCUGCAAUGUGGACUCAGAGGGAUAUUUAUGGUGUACAAUUUCUGACCUCCUCUCCUCAGAUAGAAUGUUUGACAUAAUAUUCACUGAGUUUCGGUGUAUAUGCAUGAGUUUCCCAAGUUUUCUGUGAAUCUUCAUUCCUUCACAUUUAAGCUGUGAAAGCCACUUUCAUACCAUCAUGAUCGUUGUUGAUCGUAGUUGUUGAAGAACAACUAUGUAGAUUUGUAAUUAUGUAACAGUCAGUCAUUCAACUGAACUGUUGACCACAGUUUCUUUUAGACCAAUAAAUGACUUCACCACCCAAACGACCCUGCUAUGA